AUGCCGCAAGACACAGGACAAGUAGACCAGGCCGCCCCCGCACUUGCGCCUACAGACAUAGAGGAUGUCGAACUAUUCCGGCGGUCACCACACCCAUACCUACGCCACGGGGACGAGAUACGCGGCCAGUAUCCUGAAAGAGCGCAUAGCCUAGGCCUGGAACCCCCAAGUCAUGCCGACGCGAGACUGGGCAAGAAUGGUGCAAAGCGCAGAGAACCAGUGUCGCAAUCACCCAGCGAAAGCGGCACCGAGGCAGACGACGAAGGCUACAACCUAGUCAAAGCACUGCCUGCGCCUCCUCUGCGCCUCCACAAGGGACUUCGUAAUGCGCGGCCCAGGGAAGGCGGGCAAUGGGCUAGUCCUUUGCUCACACCCACACAAAUCGACGAUGAAGGGAGCAAGUUUUCCGACGAGUUCGCCAAUGGCGGUAAUCGGGGGAAGCGAAAAGGGAUCGCGUACCACCUCGACGAAGAGGCAAGGGCAGCCAAGCAAAAGUAUCUCCAACGGCGGCGGAAUGAAAUGGUAAGGCGAGCGACCGAGACGGCUUUGCUCGCUGGCAUUGGCAUUCUUGCCGUCCAUGGAUGCGAGUGCUGGAGCGAGCUGCUGUCAUGGCACAGAGCAGAACUGCUCACGCAUACUACUAUUAUAGUGACAUUACUUGGUCUAUAUCCGCUACGACUACUCUAUUAUUCUUGGGGGAAACAUUCGAAUCUUGCACUUCACCGGCGGAUCCAUGUACCGGCAGCUUUCGAUCCGGCUACGAUACUAUACCCGCCAAUACUGCCUGUACUAAUCGCCAUUUCACUUUUUGCUUCAUCGCCCAAGCCUUUGCUUCCAAAUAUCCUGCUUGGACUGGCAGCGUUGCCAGCCAGAAUUAUUCCUUUCAACCCUUCACCGUUGGGGUAUUCAUCGCUUCACUGGUUAAUUUCCAUUCUGCCGCUCAUCGCGGCUGAAAAUACCGAUAUACCAUCUAGACUGACUGCAGAGAAGCCGUACAAGCUCAAACUACCGCCUCCGCACCAAGGGCUGGAUCCAGAAGUGCUUGUCUGUCUGUUUCCUCUACAUCAGGCACUACUGCCGCCUUUGUACUACCUCACUACAACGAGCCUUCUGCCAACGGAGCUGCACCUGCUGUCGAUUGGGCUCAUCAACUUACUUUUAUUUUCCGACUCGCCUCAGGCGAUAAUACUUAGCAUUCUGCUCUGGAUGGGAGGGCUGGGAGUAUUUGUAUGCUGCGGCAAGGUGCUCAAGUGGGGGGUUACGCUCGCACGCAUCCCACAGUGGAGGCUCCGGCGCGCAGGCCAGGUAAUUCGGGCUCGUCAAAGCUUUUUGGAAAUAUUGAAUAAGAGCCUGGGCUCCAGACGCAAUGGACAUGGCUCUGCAGCGAAGAAUGGCGACAGCGAUGCAGAUGAUGAUGAUGACGCCGCUAUGUUUGGAAAUAAGACCGAAGGCCUUAAGAUUGACAUACCUCAACGCAGUACUGCAGGUAUCUUGUCUACGGGCAGAGCGGAGCCACAGUCGGCUGCCGAAACGACAAAGAAGUUUUUUGACAAGAUUAAUGGAAAGAGCGAGGAAGCGUUUGGCGUGGGCCGCACGCGUAGGAACACUUUGCCUAUUCUUUCUGCUGAAAAUCAGGCAUCACCGCAUCGAUUCUCGCAUCGAAAACGAUCCCGAUCAAUUGCACAGUCAUACCUGGAGCUUACACCUGCACAAGCAACACUACGGAAGUGGCUGUAUGCCGUGUACUUUUAUCUAGUAGUUGUGAUUUUGAUACUGGGCCCAAUCCGGUAUGCCGUCAGCAAAUGGGCACUGUAUGGGCAGGAGCCAUUUGGAUGGGCGAUUAGCUACCUGUUUGGCAACCUACCGAGCGUGCGAUGGAAAGUGUUUGAGUGGAACCUGGACUGGUGGAUAGCGCUGCCGUUGAGAGAAAUGUCGGAUGAUAUGGCAGCAGGGGCACAGGACAUGGCACUCGGCGAAAGGGUUGGGCUUGUGCUGCUAGGCGAAGCCAACACACGACUGUUGCUGUGCAUGUACUGCAUGGGCACCAUUGUGGCGGGCCUUGUUGCAGUGUUUUCACUGUCUGCUGUUGUUGAGGUGGACACGCGCCGCAAGGUGUUUCACGGAACCAUGGUGGCCAUGCUGCUGCCGACCAUCUACGUCGACCCAUGCUUUGUGGCGCUAGCUCUGGCACUUGUACUGGCCAUUUUCAUUCUGCUGGAUCUGAUCCGCGCUUCGCAGCUUCCGCCGCUGUCGAAGCCGAUUGCUAGAUUCCUCACGCCAUAUGUAGACGGGCGGGAUCUCCGUGGACCAGUAGUGGUUUCGCACAUUUUUCUUCUCAUCGGCUGCGCAAUUCCGCUCUGGCUAUCUCUGGCGGGAGUCGAGCGGAGUGGGGGGGAGCCAUGGCGAGAGUGGGGGGUCAAGAACCGAGACAUUAGCAUGGUGUCAGGAGUGGUUUGUGUCGGAAUGGGAGAUGCAGCAGCCUCGCUCAUCGGGAGGCGCUACGGACGUCGCAGAUGGCCAUGGGCAGGUGGCAAGUCACUGGAGGGCUCGCUGGCCUUUGCGGUUGCGGUGACUGUUGGGCUUGUGUUUGGCAAGGCAUGGCUGUACUUUGGAUGGGGGAGUGGUCAGAUGGUGCCAAAGACAGUGGGGAGCUGGGUGAGGGAGGCAGCGAUGACGAUGGGAAAAGCCAGUAUUUGCGCAGCAGGAGCGAGCUUGAACGAGGCGGUGCUCACAGGCGGCAACGACAACGUGAUUGUGCCAGUGGUGCUGUGGGUUCUUGUGAGAGGGGUCAGGCUGUGA
Messenger RNA from Bipolaris victoriae FI3, 2799 nucleotides. RefSeq lists its product as hypothetical. The transcript has 2 exons. Gene Ontology annotation, biological process: dolichyl monophosphate biosynthetic process. NCBI's taxonomy places the organism in Eukaryota, Fungi, Ascomycota, Dothideomycetes, Pleosporales, Pleosporaceae. Bases 1 to 2799 code for a protein of 932 amino acids. The record is from RefSeq and is a predicted model, not a curated record. Gene Ontology annotation, cellular component: endoplasmic reticulum membrane. Gene Ontology annotation, molecular function: dolichol kinase activity.